CUAAUAAUACGAGUAGAAGUUAGGGUUUGCAAUUGAUGAGAAAGAAAAGGAAAAAUUCAAAUGGAAGAAAGCAGCAGCACAUCAAUGAUAGUAAUGGCAAGCCAAAAAUCAACACAAGAAUUGGCAAUACAAGCCCAGAUACAUUUACAAGACACAAUCGAAUCCGCAUUUCAAAUCCUUUCUUCAAUGAAUGAUGAACUCUGUAACCCUAAUUUAUGGUCCACCUCUUCUUUAAAUUCUACAUCCCCCAAUCUAACUAACGGCGUCGCUAACGGAGGCGGCGAUGCCAAUUCAUCUGAUACUAGCAACCACCAUCACUUUGAAAUGGGCGGUGGUGCUCUCGAUGAAGCCCGUCUUCGCUACAAGUCCUCCAUUUCCGCUCUUCGCUCCGUUGUUACCGCUAUUCCUAAUUCUCGCAAGGCCAAGGCUUAUGAUAUCGAUCAUAUGUCAACUGAUGAGAUGGAUAGUGAUAAACUGGAAGAGCGGGCUUCUGCUCUAAGAAAGGAGCUUGAAAAUAAAAAUAAACAUUUGAAGCUUCUCAUAGAUCAGCUUCGUGAGCUCAUUACAGAUGUUUCAAUGUGGCAGAGUCCUGUUAUUGUAUGAAGCACGUUAGCAAAAUGUCUUCUUUGAAGCCAAGUAGUAGUUUGCAUAAGCUACAAUGAUGAACUCUAAUAGAUGAUCACAGUUAAAUUGCUGACAACUUUUUCAAUCUUUCUAGCGAAACAUUUUAUUUUAAUCGGUUUUUAUCCUAGGUAUAGAUCUUUGUAAUCAACGUUGUAGCCAAAUUGUAAAAUAGUGCCUUUUAGUACGGAUAAUUAUAACACAAAGUCAUGACCGAAAAUUGUUUC
Messenger RNA from Erigeron canadensis, 848 nucleotides. Its product is annotated as mediator of RNA polymerase II transcription subunit 30. Gene Ontology annotation, cellular component: mediator complex. The transcript has 3 exons. The record is from RefSeq and is a predicted model, not a curated record. Lineage: Eukaryota; Viridiplantae; Streptophyta; Magnoliopsida; Asterales; Asteraceae. The coding region runs from base 61 to 603 and encodes 180 amino acids.